AUGUUUCUAAGUGACCCAAUUUCUGGGAUUUUCCUUAUAUCAGAAAUUUUCAUGGGAUUGAUAGGAAACUUGCUGCUCUUCAUAUUAUACCUGUACACCUUUUUAACUCAAACUCACCCAAGGAGGCCUGUAGAUAUGAUUUUUGCACAUCUGACACUUGUCAAUGUUUUGAGCAUCGUGUUCAGGCUGUUACCAGAUGUCAUGUCCUCCUUUGCAGUAAGACUUUAUUUCCGUGAUGCAGGCUGUAAGGCAGUUUUGUAUGCAUACAGCGUUACCAGGGGUCUUUCUAUCUGCAUCAUCUCACUACUGAGUGUAUUUCAGGCCAUAACUGUCAGUUCCAGUCAUUCCAGGUGGGCAUGGCUCAAGUCUAAGCUGGCCUCAUGCAUCUUUCCAUCUUUCCUUUUCAUCUGGAUUAUCAACAUAUUUCUCUAUUUUCCCAUGAUUGAAAAUGUAAAGGCCCAAAUCAACCUCACUGUUGAUUCUAGAUAUUCUUAUACAUACUGUGGAAGAAACCAAGUUCGGUAUUACACCACAGUGUCACUUUUAAGUGCCAUGAUGAUUAGAGACAUCCUGUUUGUGGUGCUCAUGAUGUGGACCAGCCUCUACAUGGUGAAUUUCCUGCUCAGACAUAGAAGGAGAACAGAGCAUGUCCACAGUUCCAGCCUUACUUCCCAGUCAUCUUCUGAAAAGAAAGCCACCCACAGCAUCCUUCUGCUUGUAGGGUUCUUCGUGUUCCUUUACUGUUCCAACAGCUUUGUUACCAUCUAUUUGUUUUAUAGACCCAAGAAGAACACAGUGUUGGAUAAGAUUAGUGGAAUUCUAUCAUCAUGCUACCCAGUCACCUGUCCUUAUGUCCUGAUGAACAACAGGAAAGUUAUUUCCAAAUGUAUUUCUUCCUUUUCAAACUUUAAAUUUACCCUCCCCACCAGAGGAUACACUAGCUAA
Messenger RNA from Nannospalax galili (Upper Galilee mountains blind mole rat), 945 nucleotides. RefSeq names its product vomeronasal type-1 receptor 4-like. The record is from RefSeq and is a predicted model, not a curated record. NCBI's taxonomy places the organism in Eukaryota, Metazoa, Chordata, Mammalia, Rodentia, Spalacidae. The coding region runs from base 1 to 945 and encodes 314 amino acids. The transcript has a single exon. Gene Ontology annotation, biological process: G protein-coupled receptor signaling pathway. Gene Ontology annotation, molecular function: pheromone receptor activity. Gene Ontology annotation, cellular component: membrane.